AUGCCGACUUCGACUUUGAACAACACAUCACACCAGCCCCCUCUCAAAAGACGGAGAACAGAGGACGACUCUGCUAUGGAUGCCAGUGCUGCGGCGGUGUGGGGAGGAGGAGGAUGCCCGCAUUGUGCGCAUUGCGCUGCGCUUCGUUCGCAAGCGUCGUCUUCUCUGCCUUCGUCUUCCCAACCUUCACCUUCCCAAGCCGCGAUUCCCCAACCCGCCUCUCAAUCAUCGACCUCCGAACCCUCACCCUCGACAUCUCAACUCACACAACCUUCCCAGCGUCCCUCCGAACCCACUCACAGCCACCCCACACCUUCCCAACCCACUGGCACCUCCCCGCCAGACCGCCCCACCCCACCGCCCUCCUACACCCUAACACCCCCACCAACGCGCUCCCCCGACGUCUGGUUCGACGACGGCUCCGUCGUGCUCCAAGCCCAAAACGUCCAGUUCCGCGUGCACCGGACGAUGCUCUCGCGGCACUCGGAGGUGUUCAGGGAUAUGUUCGAGAUCGGUCGGUUGGGGAGCUCAAUCAACGCUAGCAAUACACCCCAAGCCGCCGACCCUACGCCCCUCGUCGACGGCUGCCCCCUCAUCAUCCUGCACGACGACCCCACCGACCUCACCCACCUCCUCCUCUCCCUCUACGACAAACCCCACACCACGACCGACGCCCUCCCCUUCGCGACCCUCGCCGCCCUCCUCCGCCUCGGCCGCAAAUACCACUUUCCCUCCCUCUACGCCGAGGCUCUGCGGAGGCUCCAAUCGGAGUUUCCAGCGAGUUUGGAGGAAUGGGAAAAGUUGCCUCAGACGUAUACGUAUAUCGUGGAGGAGGAAGGACUGUUGUUUGAUAUUGUUAAUUUGGCGUUGGAGAUGGAGGUGCACGAGGUGUUGCCGAGUGCGUAUUAUUUGUGUGUGCAGGAUUUGAACGACCUCCUCUACGGCAUCCCCCGUCCAAACUCGCCCAACGGCCCAGCGAUGCUCCCGCCACACAUCAAGAACCUAUGCAUACAAGCGCGCGAACGACUCUUGGCGUUGCAGUACGAUAUGACGUUUGCGUGGAUCGAUCUUUUAGGCAACUGGAACCAAGAAGACCACGGCGUCAACACCGACUGUCUCAAACCUGACCACUGCGGGCGGAUAGCGGGCCAGUUGGUGAGGGAGGUGUUUUUGCCGUUGCCGGAGGUUAAUCGAACCCUAGAAAAAUGGACCGACUUUACGACCUACACGCCCCUCGUGAACCAGCUGUGCGCUGUAUGUCUGGAGGAUGCGAGGGUGUGCCAUGAGGCGGGGAGGAGGAAGGUGUGGGAGGGGUUGAGUGGGGUUUUUGGGUUGGGGUAG
This is a messenger RNA of Coprinopsis cinerea okayama7#130, 1341 nucleotides long. RefSeq lists its product as hypothetical. Gene Ontology annotation, molecular function: protein binding. The record is from RefSeq and is a predicted model, not a curated record. NCBI's taxonomy places the organism in Eukaryota, Fungi, Basidiomycota, Agaricomycetes, Agaricales, Psathyrellaceae. The transcript has 4 exons. Bases 1 to 1341 code for a protein of 446 amino acids.